AGGCUCUUCCCGGGCAAGGGAAGCGGAGGAGGGAGAGACCCGCGGCCGGCCCUCCUCCGGCUUUAACCCCGGGUCCCAUGCUCCCCAGCCGCCCUCUCCAUGCAGGGGGAAGCGGAGUUCCAAAGCAGCAGCAGCAGCAGAACAGGGGAUGCCAGGAAGGCGGCGGAGAUCCGGGGCUCCCUUCCCGCCUCGUGUCCGGGGAAGAGCCCGAGUGGGGGAAGGGGAGGUUCCGCCUUGUGGAAGCCCAGCAGGAGAGGAGAGAAGCCGGGCGAAGAGGAGGCAGGAUUCGCACCAGGCUCCCCGCGGGCGGCCUCUCCAGCUGCUUCUUUCCCGGCCCUGCUCAGGGGCACCUGGGCCCUCCGCUGGGAUGAGCCUCUUGGGGCUCCAGGCAGGUUGGGUGAAGGUUGUUCAGUGGCUUAAUUCCACUUUCUAAUUCUUGCUGCUUAUUUUUCUUUCCAUCUCAGAUACAGAAACUCGAAGCUAUUUGAAAUCUUUGCAAGCCAAAAUUUCUUGGGAGAAAAAAGAGCGGAAUAACUUGGAGGGAUCAGAGUCCUGAGGCACCAGAAAUGGUCCUGUGAAGGAAAAGGCAUCUGGAGACUCAGAAGAGUCCUUGGAGCCAUUUGGAGUUGCUCUGCAGGAGAGAGAAAGGAUGGAGACACAACUUUUUGGAAAGGAGGGAGCCAGAAAACACCCUUCAGCUGCUCAGCCUGGGAAGCUCUGGACAAGGACUGGGCAGAAGAUCCUGGAGGAGGAAACCAUCCUCCCUUCAGAAGUUCAACCCUGGAAGUUCAUCCAAUAUCGGGAGGCUGAGGGUCCUCGAGGACUUUGCAGCCGACUCCAUGACAUUUGUAGGCAAUGGCUGAGACCAGAAAAGCACACCAAAGCCCAGAUGCUGGACCUGGUGGUUCUGGAGCAGCUCCUGGCUCUUCUGCCCCCAGAGAUGGAGACCUGGGUGAGGGAAUGUGGAGCAGAGACUAGCUCUCAGGCGGUGGCCCUGGCUGAAGGCUUCCUUUUGAGCCAGGCAGAGGAGCAGAAGGAGCAGUUUGAGUUGCAGUGCUGCAUUAUGGAGAUAAGAGAUCCUGAGGGAAAGAAGAAUCCAUCAAAUCCCACUCAGGAGCUAUUUUUCAGGAGGAUCCCUUGGGAAGAUCAAAGUCAGGACACUUCAGGAGAGAAAAACAGAAUGAAGUUUUCUGAUUUGUAUGAUGGAGCUCAAAAAGUGGUUGAACUUCCAAAUCAAGAGAGUCUUGUGUCCUUCGAGGAGGUAGCUGUGUAUUUAUCUGAGGAGGAAUUGUCUCAGCUGGAUCCUGACCAAAAAGCACUGCAUUCAGAAGUCAUGCUUGAAAACUAUAGGAACAUGGUCUCUCUGGGUAAUAAUGAGCAGGAGAAUCAAGAUUCUUGUGAACUGUUCCAAGUGAUCAAUGGUGAGGAUGGAACAAAGAACUUUGGAAUUCGAAUGGAACUAGAAACUCACGACAGAAACCAGUCAAAUGAUUGGAAUCAGAAAAGCUCAUCUUCCACCGAUGCUCCAAUACAAGACUUUCUUGCCCAACAAGAGAAAAUAGGGAAAAAAUAUAUUGGGGAAAGUGUGAAGCCAAUCAAAGCUAAAUUAACUGUAAACGAACAGUAUUUAACCCAAAACAAAGGAGAAGAUGGUAUAAGACACAACGGACAAAAUUACAAUGGGACAUUCAUUCAUUCUCUUGGAAAUAACUUCCUUACAUGUCAAAAAGUGAUUCACACAAAAGAGGAUCCUUAUAAAUAUUUGGAAUCUGGAAAACAUUUUACAACGAGUGGGCAAUUUACUUCCCAUGAAGUAAGUCACACUGGGGAGAAACAGUGUUCAGAAGCACCUGUAGCCCAUGUAGCCCAGUCCCUGCAGGCAGCAGGAGAGAAACCACAUAAAUGUAUGGAGUGUGGAAAGACUUUUGCUCUGAGCAGUAGACUUAUUAUCCACAAAAAGAUCCACACAGGGGAAAAGCCAUUUAAAUGCAUGGAGUGUGGAAAGACCUUUGUUCAAAGAGGUAAUCUUAUAACCCAUAAGAUGAUCCACACAGGGGAAAAGCCAUUCAAAUGCACGGAGUGUGAAAAGACCUUUACUCGUAAGUAUGAUUUUAGUAUCCACAAAAAGAUCCACACAGGGGAAAAGCCAUUCAAAUGCACAGAGUGUGACAAGACCUUUAUUCGUAAGCAUGAUUUUAGUAUCCACAAAACGAUCCACACAGGGGAGAAACCAUUUGAAUGCAUGGAGUGUGGAAAGACCUUUGCUCAUCACAGUUAUCUUACUUCCCACAAAAAGAUCCACUCAGAAGAGAAACCAUUUAAAUGCAUGGAGUGUGGAAAGAUGUUUACUAAGAGCAGUGCUCUUACUACUCAUAUGAUGAUCCACACAGGGGAGAAACCAUUUGAAUGCAUGGAGUGUGGAAAGACCUUUGCCCAAAGAGGUAAUCUUAUUUCCCAUCAGGUGAUCCACGCAAGGGAAAAGCCAUUCAAAUGCAUGGAGUGUGGAAAGACUUUUGCCCAAAGAGGUAAUCUUAUUUCCCAUCAGGUGAUCCACACAAGGGAAAAGCCAUUCAAAUGCACGGAGUGUGGAAAGACCUUUGCGCAAAGAAGUAAUCUUCUUACCCAUCAGAUGAUCCACACAGGGAAGAAGUCAUAUCAAUGCAUGGAGUGUGGAAAGAUGUUUACUAAGAGCAGUGCUCUUACUACUCAUAUGAUGAUCCACACAGGGGAGAAACCAUUUGAAUGCAUGGAGUGUGGAAAGACCUUUACCCAAAGAGGUAAUCUUAUUUCCCAUCAGGUGAUCCACACAAGAGAAAAGCCAUUCAAAUGCACAGAGUGUGGAAAGACCUUUGCACAAAGAAGUCAUCUUCUUACCCAUCAGAUGAUCCACACAGGGGAGAAGCCAUAUCAAUGCAUGGAGUGUGGAAAGACCUUUCCUCAAAGAGGUCAUCUUACUUCCCAUGAAAAGAGCCACGUAGAAUACAAACCAUUUAAAUGCAUGGAGUGCGGAAAGACCUUUGCUCGAAGUGGUAAUCUUAUUUCCCAUAUAAUGAUACACACAGGAGAGAAGCCAUAUAAAUGCAUGGAAUGUGGAAAGACCUUUGUUCAGAAUGGUAAUCUUACUUCUCAUAAAAGGGUGCAUGCUCGGGAGAAAAUAUAUAGCAAUAGCACCUCCACUUUACACUUCGGUAGCAAUAGCACUUACAGUGCUUUACAGACCUCUCUAAGCGGUUUUACAUAGCCAGCAUAUUGCUCCCAACAAUCUGGCUCCUCAUUUUACAGACCUCAGAAAGAAGGAUGGAAGGCUGAAUCAAGCUUGAGCUGCUGAGACCUGAACUGCCAAACUGCUGGCAACAGGUGAUCAGCAGCCUGCAGUACUGCACUCUUAACCACUGCGCCACCACGGCUCUUAUAUAUACCAGUCCACAAUCUUUGAACAGUUUACAAAGUCAGCAUAUUGUCCCCAGCAAUCUGGUCCUUAUUUUACCAAAGUCAAAGAGGAAAGGCUGAAUGAACUAUGAGCAGGUUAUAUCAAACUUAGCUUUCAGCUUUUCCUCCAUUUUGGAACUAUUUUUGUUUUUUUUCUUUCUCUUCAGAGCCUUUCCGCGGGCACAAGAGAUGGGUUGCCCAAGGUGUUCAUCAGAAUUUGCUGGAGGGGUCUCUGCCCUUUCUGCUUCCCUCCUUCAAUGUGAGGCUGAGGGAAUAAUUUGGGAAGGGCACCUGUAUCUAUUCAAUUUAAAGAAAUAAAAAAUAAAUGUAUAAAAAUCA
Messenger RNA from Ahaetulla prasina, 3768 nucleotides. RefSeq names its product zinc finger protein 708-like. The record is from RefSeq and is a predicted model, not a curated record. Bases 650 to 3241 code for a protein of 863 amino acids. Gene Ontology annotation, molecular function: DNA-binding transcription repressor activity, RNA polymerase II-specific. The transcript has 5 exons. Lineage: Eukaryota; Metazoa; Chordata; Lepidosauria; Squamata; Colubridae. Gene Ontology annotation, biological process: negative regulation of transcription by RNA polymerase II.